Messenger RNA from Penicillium malachiteum, 1653 nucleotides. Its product is annotated as ribonuclease H family protein. NCBI's taxonomy places the organism in Eukaryota, Fungi, Ascomycota, Eurotiomycetes, Eurotiales, Aspergillaceae. Gene Ontology annotation, molecular function: RNA-DNA hybrid ribonuclease activity; nucleic acid binding. The record is from RefSeq and is a predicted model, not a curated record. The transcript has a single exon. The coding region runs from base 1 to 1653 and encodes 550 amino acids.
AUGCCCGGGUACUUUUACCAUCCCACCUCUGGUGAGGAUGUCCAAAAGCUACCCGCAAUGAUAUCGCAGGAUUCCGGCGUUGAGAACAGCUCCAAUCCUGGGCCCUACACUCAACAGCCAAGAAUCCCUCCAUAUCAAUAUGUCAGCGUGAAAUAUCCUCAGCGCCCACGUAUGAGCAAAACAGAACGCGCUCAACUACACAGACGAAGAUCCAGAUCCCCCUCUCCAGAUCCACCUCCAGUACAGACACACUACCGGAGCAGAACUCCCCUGAUUCAACAGCCAGAUACAGCCUCCACUACCACUGUUUACUCUCCAGGAAGACUUGAACGAGAGAAAAUUGUUAUUGAUCUCACCACUCCGGAGCCUGAGCCCGAGGCUGCGUCAGAAAACCGGGUCUAUGAUCAAGUCACCAGCGUGAGAGUAGGUUCCCAACAGACUGUUGUCAUCCACCAAGCCUCUGUUCCUCAACCGGCUAUCCAAGGUAAGCAUCAGAUUGGAUUGGAAGUCCCUGACCCUGCAUCUUGGACUGAAAAAAGAGUCAUGUGUCAAGCUUCAGAUCUACAAAGGGAUCGCGUUUUUCAUUCUUCACCCGAGAGGUACAGACAAUCAGAAGUUGAGACUUAUCGCAUCACCCAAGCAAUCCCCCAGUCCCUCCCUCAAGUCACCUCCCAGUUUGUGCUACAGCCUGUUUCGCGAAUCCGUCCUGAGCCCGUCACUGGAAUCAUUUCCCAGUAUCUUUCUCCUCUGACCCCUCAACCCGCCCGCCCAACCAUCCUUCAAAAAAUUCAUCCGCUUCCUCCGAAGCCUGAUGCAUCCACCGUAUCAUCCACUACACCUGCUCUAUCUUCAAAUCCUCUCAUACCUACUGAAGCUGUCCUCCCUCCAAGACCUCCCGUAUCCGCUGCGGGUGUUCAAACCUCAGGAGACUUUCAAAGAGUUCGGUCGCAGAAUUUGGAAACAUGUAUUUUCAUCGAUCUGACUGAAGAUGACUCGGAUGAUGAGGCUAUCCGGCCUAGGUCAAAUGAGUCAACAACUGGACGUGUUCGAGAUGCUCGUUACUCUGCUGCAACUCAGUUUACUGGGCGGACCGUGGUUGAAUCCCGCUUUAGAGCCAGGGUAUUUGCUGAGCAUAUGAUGAUGCGGCCUCCAAUCGAUGGACAUACCCAUUGCCACACCCUGUGGACGGAUGGUUCACUCGUGGGUGGAAGAAGGGCAGGGGGGGCUGUUGUAUGGAGAAAUCAUCCGGAAGACGAUUGGAAAUCCCUCAAACGUCGAAUCAACUUUGAAACUAGUGACAGCAACCUCCCAGAAGUCAUGGCGGUCUCCAUGGCAAUGGAUAAGGCAGUCGACUUAGUGCGAACUGCGCGAAGUACCAGAAACACGGCUCUCCUGGAUGAAGUGUUCAUUUUCACAGACUCAACCUUUACAGUUCGUGUUGUCAGAAGUGCCUGGAUAGGUAGUCGCGGGGCUAGGCGUGGUUGGUAUUUCAUUCGGCCCUGGGUUGAUCAAUUACUGGAAUCGUAUGCCGAACUAAGGGCAAUGGGAGUUCGGGUGGAGCUACACUGGGUCCCUGGCCACAGCGGCGUUGAAGGAAAUUCAAUGGCUCAUAAUGCGGCGAGAGAGAGUACCCGGUUAUCUUUUGGGCUGUAG